CCCGCACACAUCAGUACAUUUCGUGAGACUGUAAACAGCGAUCGCUCAAGAAAGCUGGCGUCGGCGUCUGGCUAUACGCGACCAAUAUAUAUGUUUACGAGGAAGUUUGUCUCUUACGAGAGCGAGCAGAACGAAGCAGUGCCUAGCAGAAUGUCCGAUCCUGACCAACUGGAGAAAAAGACAAGGUUACAGCGCCACGGACCUGACAGUGUGCACAGCUGGAUGACAGCAGGUGCCUGCGGGCUAUCCAGCUUCUUUGCGUCCUGCGCCGUCCGCUCCGGUGGCUUUGUGUUCGUGGCCGUCCAGGAAAACUGGCAAACAAGCCGGAGGGACGCUGCAUGGCCAGUGCUCAUGAUGGCCGCAGGGACCCAGGCUUCCGGGGUGCUGUCGGGACCACUGGCGCAGCGCUUCACCGUGAGGCCGGUGACCAUUGCCGGAAGCAUCAUGUCUUCAAUUGGCCUCGUCCUCUCAUCUUUCGCACCCAGCACAACCGUACUCACGGUUACGCUUGGUGCCAUACACGGGUACUUCCGAGAUCAAACGGGCUCUUACGACGCGGUCUUCCAGUUGUGCGGGUUCCUGCAGUUACUUUGCUUUCUACUGUGGCUCAGCGUCUGCGUGGCUGAAAGGCUCUCCAAGCGGCGAAAAUGGUCUCCCAAGGACGAGCUGGACAGGGCUGCGAUGCAUGUGUGCAAGUUCGUCUAUUUACCCGGUGCUGGUUUUGCAGUGUGGCGGGGCUAUCCCUGUUACCCAAGAGAUGACGCAAAGGCUCGAAAACCGAGUACGGUCACGACUCUGGGCGAGAGAAGCUGCAGUGUAGUAGGCCUUUCCUACGGGACAAACGGCGAUUGCUCUGUGCGGACUACUGUUCUAUAAUCAUCAGCCGGCAACCUUUGUGAUAGUAGUUUAAUACUAGCAUCGUGGAGGCCGACUGGCGCCUCAAAGUCCUGCGUGUCUGGCCGAGAUUUCUUUUAAGCCAUCUCGCUCAGAAAGGCGGAAAAGUGACCAGUCAUAAGAAGGUGCUUUAAUGCCAACGCAACUGUACCUGUAUGGAGGAGGUUGUUUAUCGUCGUCAUACGAAAUAAUGCUGUACUGCGCUGCGUUUUAGAAGCAUCUUAUAACACCUAAUGAGAGAAAGGGACCAAUAAAACGGUGCAAUCGUUCCAAUGCUUAACCGCGUGAGAAGUGGAGGACACAGAGCUGUUCUGUCCGCUCUUCUUUUUGCUAGGCUUUUUUAUGUGCUACGAUACUCCUACGAAGUAUGCGUCAGCAAGUAGCCCGCCAGCAAAGACUACUAUACUCCUUUUCUGUGCCUUUUCUGUGAUCUCAUACGGCAUAAAGGUGCGCCUAGCGCGCUUUACGAAGGUAUUUUCCCACCUGGCUAUAAAUUACUUUUAACUACGCGGCCAGGAUUAAGCCGUAUUACUGACGCUCAUGACCUGCACCUGGGGUCACCACUUCAAAAUAAUCGAGCCGAUGCUUUCCGAGAGCGGAAGAAAUCACACGUACUAUCGACCUAAAGAGUUUACGGACCAAGGGACCUGGCAAAAAGCUGAAUAUCUCCGCAGCCUCAAAACGCAGCCUGGUAUUCCCAUUUUUAGUCUGUACUGGUAUAUGCGAACAACAUUGUGAUGUACGGUUUUACUGGCUACUUUUAAAGGCUGCUCAUGCAUUUAACGUUUCCUGAGAUCCUGGGGUCUGUAAACUUUUUUGGUCGACAGUACACACAGGGCAUUUUCAGUGCGUUGUGCGGCGAUAGUGGGCUUCAUCUGUGUGUUGCGCGCCGUGGACGCUUUGGAGAAAAAGACAAAGACGAAGAAGGCGUUCAGCUUGAUCGGAGCUGUUUUGCUGCAUGACCGCCUGUGAUAGCCCUCGCUUGGCGGCACCCUCAGUGGCACAUACUCUGUAACCCACUUUGGUGACAGGUUCACUGUAGAGAGGCACAUACCCAGUGCAUUGAUGGCGCUGCUCACUAAAGCGUUGGCGACAACGGCGUUCACUGAAAAGCGGCACGUCAUCAUCAUCACCAGCCUAUUUUUUAAAAAAAACGACACAUAC
Molecule: messenger RNA, 2058 nt
Organism: Dermacentor silvarum
Lineage: Eukaryota; Metazoa; Arthropoda; Arachnida; Ixodida; Ixodidae
Product: monocarboxylate transporter 3-like
Exons: 4
Coding region: 91-876 (261 amino acids)
Biological process (GO): transmembrane transport
Molecular function (GO): monocarboxylic acid transmembrane transporter activity
Source: RefSeq, a predicted model, not a curated record